Messenger RNA from Saccostrea cuccullata (small rock oyster), 1734 nucleotides. RefSeq lists its product as uncharacterized. NCBI's taxonomy places the organism in Eukaryota, Metazoa, Mollusca, Bivalvia, Ostreida, Ostreidae. The record is from RefSeq and is a predicted model, not a curated record. The transcript is spliced from 2 exons. Bases 1 to 1734 code for a protein of 577 amino acids.
AUGGACAGUCAGAAAGUCAUUCUUCAGAACGAUACAGAAAACAUGACCAAAUGGAUCAACAUUAGUUACUUGGGAAACAAUACUGUGGAUUUAUAUGAAAAUCUGAAAUCCAUGUAUGUCUAUUGUGACUUGAUUCAACCCCAGACGGUAGGCUCCAAUGCCUUGAAACUCUUAAGAGUGGUGCCUUGUACAUUUCAUUUGGAGGAUUCAAAACAAGCCAAAUGGGAACCCAUUCGAGCGGAAUAUUUGAAACUAAGUAAAAAACAUUUCGAUACCAUUGAGAUUCACAUCAUGACUCCUUUAGGGACUCCCAUGCCCUUUCCCGAUUCCUGUGCGUGUGGGAUGAACAAUUUACAAUUGUUUCAAGUCCCUCCGACUAAUAUUGCUUUAGAAGACUCGAAAUGGGAAGAAUAUUACCCCAUUUCCAGUACUUUAGAUUCGGACACCGCUCCCAUCGAAUUUGAAAUUAAAGGACAAGGAGAUCACUAUCUGGAUUUAUCUCAAACUUAUGUUCAAAUGGUAUGUAAAUUUACCAAAGACGAUGGAAGUAAUCUGACUGGGGCGAACAGCACUUCCAGUCCAGUGAAUAAUAUCUUACAUUCCAUGUUUACGGAAAUCGAUGUCAGUCUGAAUGGAAAAAUAGUGACUCCGGGGACGGAUACCUAUCCUUACAAAGCUUAUCUGGAGAAAUUAUUGUCUUACCGACCCAGAACUUUAAAGACACAGACGAGGGCCUGUAGUCUGUGGGAAAAAGAUACGGCAGGACAUAUGGACGAAGUGGGGAUAGAGGCUCUUGGUGUAGCUCAAAAUAAAACCUUUGAUGUAACUCAGGGUCAAGAUGGUGGGGCCGACACGGUGACCAUUAACCAACCCAUCCUCACAGCGUUACCGGCCAAUUCUAAAAACGAAGGAUUCCGAAAAAGACACCAAGCUAUUGCUGACAGUAAGAAAAUCAGUUUGCUGGAUACUUUACAUUUGGAUUUGUUUCAACAAGAUCGAUUUCUACCUAAUGGAGUGGACGUCCGUUUGCGAUUUAAUCGAGCUAGACCUGCUUUCUACAUGAUGAUCAAAGGAGGAAGUACAGGAAAAGUGAAAAUAUUGAGUAUGAUCUUGUGGGUGAGAAAAGUCAAACCCACAGCAGUCAUGAUGAAUACCAUUAAUCAGAGUUUGAAUACCCACAGAGCCAAAUAUCCCUUGAGAAGAGUGGAAGUGAAAACCUUUACCAUCCCCACAGGAACUCAGUCUAAGAUUACGGAUCAUCUGUUUCAAGGUCAGAUGCCUAAACGUCUCAUUUUAGGCUUUGUGGAGAAUGCGGCCUUUAACGGAGAUAAAACUAAAAAUCCCUUUCAUUUCCAAAACUUUGGGAUCAAGAAAUUAGAUGUCAGUAUCAACGGAGAGACCAUGAGUACUCGUUGUUUUGAGCCUAAUUUCAACGACGAUUUAUAUCUGAGAUCAUAUCUCAGUCUGUAUCAAGCUCUGGGAAAAUUAGGAGAAGAUUGGGCUCCGGACAUCACCCUAGAAGAGUAUAAAAGCGGCUACACUCUAUGGGGCUGGGAUUUCACUAAAGAUCAAGAAGCGCAAUCGGAUAAAUUCCACAUCAUAGAAACAGGAAAUCUGAGAGUAGAAGUGCAGUUUACCAACAAUACGGUUAACACCAUCAAUUGUGUGGUGUAUGCAGAAUUCGAUAACUUAUUAGAAAUUAACAAACAGAGAGAAGUGAGCAUUGAUUACUAA